Molecule: messenger RNA, 2692 nt
Organism: Salvelinus namaycush (lake trout)
Lineage: Eukaryota; Metazoa; Chordata; Actinopteri; Salmoniformes; Salmonidae
Product: C-terminal-binding protein 2-like
Exons: 8
Coding region: 14-1372 (452 amino acids)
Molecular function (GO): oxidoreductase activity, acting on the CH-OH group of donors, NAD or NADP as acceptor; NAD binding; transcription corepressor activity
Source: RefSeq, a predicted model, not a curated record
AAGUGUCUUGUAGAUGGGAUCCUGGUACGGUUUCCUCACCCCUCUCCUCUCUUCCUCUGUCCCCCUGUCGGUCUUCUCUCCAGGUAUCCGACCCCAGAUCAUGAACGGGCCGAUGCACCCUCGCCCCUUAGUGGCCCUGCUGGACGGGCGUGACUGCACCGUGGAGAUGCCCAUCCUAAAAGACCUGGCCACCGUCGCCUUCUGUGACGCACAGUCCACACAGGAGAUACACGAGAAGGUGUUGAACGAGGCGGUAGGGGCCAUGAUGUACCACACCAUCACUCUGACCAGAGAGGACCUGGAGAAGUUCAAGGCUCUGCGCAUCGUCAUCCGCAUCGGAAGCGGCUACGACAACAUCGACAUCAAGGCAGCCGGAGAGCUGGGUGUAGCAGUGUGUAACAUCCCGUCGGCCUGCGUGGAGGAGACAGCGGACUCCACCAUGUGUCACAUCCUCAACCUGUACCGACGAAACACCUGGUUGUACCAGGCUCUCCGGGAGGGCACGCGGGUCCAGAGUGUGGAGCAGAUCAGGGAGGUGGCGUCCGGAGCGGCACGCAUCCGUGGGGAGACGCUCGGCCUUAUUGGCUUCGGUCGUUCGGGUCAGGCGGUGGCAGUGCGGGCCAAAGUGUUUGGCUUCAACGUGAUAUUCUACGACCCCUACCUGCAGGACGGCUUGGAGCGUUCCCUGGGCGUCCAGCGCGUCUACACCCUACAGGACCUCCUCUAUCAGUCAGACUGUGUGUCUCUGCACUGCAACCUGAAUGAACACAACCACCAUCUCAUCAACGACUUCACCAUCAAACAGAUGCGUCAGGGAGCGUUCCUGGUCAAUGCAGCGCGGGGAGGGCUGGUGGAUGAGAAGGCCCUGGCUCAGGCCCUGAAGGAGGGGAGGAUACGUGGCGCUGCCCUGGACGUGCACGAGAUAGAACCGUUCAGUUUUGCUACGGGCCCUCUGAAGGAUGCUCCCAACCUGAUCUGUACACCACACACAGCCUGGUACAGUGAACAGGCUUCUCUGGAGAUGAGAGAGGCAGCUGCCACCGAGAUACGAAGAGCCAUCAGCGGCCGCAUCCCUGACAGCCUAAGAAACUGUGUGAAUAAGGAGUUCUUUGUGACCACAGGACCGUGGGCAGUAAUGGACCAGCAAGGUGUCCACCCAGAGCUCAAUGGCACCGCCUACAGGUACCCGCCAGGCAUGAUUGGCAUGGCUCCAGGGGUGAUCCCGGGUGGGUUAGAGGGGAUGGUGCCAGGGGGGGUACCAAUCGCCCAUACCUUGCCCUCUGGUACGCACCCAUCCCAGGCCCCCUCGCCCAACCAGCCAGCCUCCAAACACUGUCACGGAGAAACCAGAGAGCACCUCACCGAGCAAUAGCACCCUGACCGCCAGCAUAGCAGCCAGCCAACCAGCAGAGAGGACAACAACAACAGGAAGAGCAUCAUGCUCCUCAACACCUCCUCAAACUCAACCAGCAGAGAGGACAACAACAACAGUGCCACAGGCAGCAGCUAAUGGGGAUCCAUCAUAAAUACAAAGGAAGAGCAACAUGCUCCUCAACAUGCUCCUCAAACUCAACCAGUAGAGAGGACAACAACAACAACAACAACAACAGCAACAACACCUCCUCAAACUCAACCAGUAGAGAGGACAACAACAACAACAACAACACCUCCUCAAACUCAACCAGUAGAGAGGACAACAACAACAACAACAACAACACCUCCUCAAACUCAACCAGUAGAGAGGACAACAACAGCAACAACACCAACAACAACAACAACAACAUGCUCCUCAAACUCAACCAGUAGAGAGGACAACAACAACAACAACAACACCUCCUCAAACUCAACCAGUAGAGAGGACAACAACAACAACAACACCAACAACAACAACACCUCCUCAAACUCAACCAGUAGAGAGGACAACAACAACAACAACAACACCUCCUCAAACUCAACCAGUAGAGAGGACAACAACAACAACAACACCAACAACAACAACACCUCCUCAAACUCAACCAGUAGAGAGGACAACAACAACAACAACAACACCUCCUCAAACUCAACCAGUAGAGAGGACAACAACAACAACACCAACAACAACAACAUGCUCCUCAAACUCAACCAGUAGAGGACAACAACAACAACAACAACAACAACACCUCCUCAAACUCAACCAGUAGAGAGGACAACAACAACAACAACAACAACAACAUGCUCCUCAAACUCAACCAGUAGAGAGGACAACAACAACAACAACAACAACAACUCAAGCUACACUCACAACCAACUCACAUAAACAAACACACAAACUGAAGCGCCCGACUGAAGUGGGACCAGUAAGACACAGAACACAACGAUAUAUACCGUCAGCCCUGGGAAUAAACCUACCAAACUGUGAAUGAAGAAGCAGUUCCUUCACGGAUUUGUACUUAACGUUUUAGUUUUGACCGUCUCGUUGGUCCGUACGGUCUCUUUAGGUUCAGUACCAACUACUACAGUACUCAUUUUAUUUUGGGAACAUGCCCAUUUGGUCUGUUGUGUGGGACCAUGGGUCCAGUGUUAGCUAUCUAUCGCCGUCGUAUAGUGGCAAGCAGAGAGGAGACUGACAGCCCCGCCCACACCUCAGAGCAUCAUGGGAAGACAUCCUGACCAAUGGGAGGACAUGAGAGAAACCUUUGACAUCACCCCCCCA